Molecule: messenger RNA, 1644 nt
Organism: Echinostoma caproni
Lineage: Eukaryota; Metazoa; Platyhelminthes; Trematoda; Plagiorchiida; Echinostomatidae
Source: the annotation of a GenBank genome assembly
AUGCGUAUGGUAAUCGCGUUGUACGACUAUGAUCCGGCCACCAUGUCGCCGAAUCCGGACGCGAUCAAGGAGGAACUCCCCUUCCGCGAGGGUCAAGUGAUCAAAAUAUUUGGCGGAUGUGACGAAGAUGGCUUUUAUCUGGGUGAGUGUAAUGGACUACGUGGUUUGGUCCCUUCCAAUAUGGUUUCGCAUCCGGAUCGGGAGCUUCCGACAAGUACGCAUGCAAGCGUCAGCGGGGGUGCGAUCAGUGUGGGUGGUCGUCUUCAGUCACGUGCCCCAGACGGAAAAUUAGAUAAUGAACGUCUUCCAUUACGUCCGGACGGUGUGGGAAAUGUACUGCCACCGGGACAAGUAACAAAGCCGCGAAGAGAUGGUGAUUUAGCAAAUGUGCCUCAACGAUCGCAUAAUGUACCGAUCGGAUCUGCCGGCCCGGGGAUGGGACCACAAACAGGAACGGCGUAUGCUCCCGGAACACGUUCAGCAGUACAUCCGUAUGGUCGGACUAUCUCAAGCGAAGGGCCCGACUCCGGAUCGAAUCAAAUCAAACGCAUUCCUUCGGUUAGUGAUGGCACCGUCAUGAACCGAGAAUACAUGGAUUCCGGUGGUCCAUCGAUGGGUUACGGCAAACCAAUGAGUCCAUCAGGUCAAGGAUCUUACCGAUCGGGUCCAGUUGGUGUUGGUCAAUCUCGUUCCGGUACGGUGCCUCCGGAUCAAACCGCUGGUCCAUUUCCGACGGCAGAUAGACCCAACCGAGCCCAGUCGGUACGAAGUAUGGUUGCGAUCUACGAUUAUGAUCCCCACGUACUCAGCCCGAAUGCAGAUGCAGAGAUGGAACUUUCUUUCCGCACGGGAGAUCAUAUCACGGUUUACGGAGAGAUGGAUGAAGAUGGUUUCUAUGCCGGAGAGACAGCCGAUGGUCGUCGUGGUCUGGUUCCAUCCAAUUUUCUACGUGAACUACCCAGUGGUUCUGGGCCAAUUCCAAGUUCAACCAACUCAUCUCGACCGUUGUUGAUGCGUGACCAACGAACCCGUGGUAGUCAGAAUUCCAUAGCUCGAGUGACAAAACCGUAUGAGGAUAGGGGCUAUAAAACAGGCAGAGUCAGUCCUCAAGCCCCGUCGAUACCAUCUGAGCCGAAUCCGCAGCAAAUGGAACGUGGUUUCGGCUAUGAUGCCCCAAGUCGAAUGCCACCCCAGGCUCGUGGAGGGGCUCCAGUCCCAGCCACACGCCGUCCAGACGACCCUUAUGGUAUCGGUCCGAACUCUGAGAGGACUCCGAGGAACGCCAAUACGGGACCCUACUCAGCGCAAGCCGGAUGCUCUCCACCAACUUCCAGUCGUUUUGCUUCGAUGGAUUCCCAGCAUCAGAGCGUUCCACGUGAUUCUGCCGAACAUCCAGGAGGUUACCCUGAUAGAUACGCGGCACAAUGGAGCAGAGAUAACGGGAUGGAUGAUAGUGACCUUCCCGGAUUUCCCCCAGAGAUGAAUGACGGUCAUCAAAACAAACGAAUACCAUCUGCCUACGCGGGUUAUCGAGGAGCACAAACAAUUGACAAAGGUCUCCCGUCAGAUUCCGCUUAUCCCAGCGAGGAAGCGCCCGGCUCGAAUCAAAGACGACGGUCGACUAUACGUGGCCUGUUCAAAUAG